Molecule: messenger RNA, 595 nt
Organism: Drosophila santomea
Lineage: Eukaryota; Metazoa; Arthropoda; Insecta; Diptera; Drosophilidae
Gene: RpS20
Product: 40S ribosomal protein S20
Exons: 4
Coding region: 157-519 (120 amino acids)
Biological process (GO): translation
Cellular component (GO): cytosolic small ribosomal subunit; ribosome
Molecular function (GO): RNA binding; structural constituent of ribosome
Source: RefSeq, a predicted model, not a curated record
CAGUUGGGCAUAAUUAGGGUAUUUGGGGGAUUCAAAUUACGGUCUGCCAUGGACACCCUGUUAACCUUCUCUUCGUUUUCAACCAGCAUAUUGACUGGUUCAGCGCUGCUCAAAAUACAAAGAUUUGAAUAUCUCGACCAGGGAAAUUGCUAAAUAAUGGCUGCUGCACCCAAGGAUAUUGAGAAGCCCCAUGGCGGCGAUUCUGCCUCUGUGCACCGCAUCCGCAUCACCCUGACCUCCAGGAACGUGCGUUCCCUGGAGAACGUGUGCCGCGACCUGAUCAACGGUGCCAAGAACCAGAACCUGCGCGUCAAGGGCCCCGUGCGCAUGCCGACCAAGACCCUGCGCAUCACCACCCGUAAGACUCCUUGUGGUGAGGGUUCGAAGACCUGGGAUCGCUUCCAGAUGAGAAUCCACAAGCGCAUCAUCGACUUGCACUCGCCCUCUGAGAUCGUCAAGAAGAUCACCUCCAUCAACAUCGAGCCCGGCGUAGAGGUUGAGGUCACCAUCGCCAACUAAGAUCGGCAGAUGCCACAUUUUUACACCUCAAAAAGUUUGGCGUACAAAUAAAAACAAAGAACUUUUUCCAAACACA